UCGUCACGUCACAUUCGCAACGUCAGAUGUAAACGUAUUACUAAAGACCGAAAAAAAGUAGUUACAAGUUUUUGGAAUAACUGAAAAUAAAAUGUAUAACUAAUUUUUAUAAACAUUUACAAGAUAGUCUACGAAAUUAACUUGAAACAAUGGGUAUGUUAUUUAGUUAUUUCAAAAGCCUCAUAGGCACUCGAGAAAUGAGGAUUUUGAUUUUGGGAUUAGACGGUGCAGGAAAGACGACAAUAUUAUAUCGAUUACAAGUAGGGGAAGUAGUAACUACCAUUCCAACUAUAGGAUUUAAUGUUGAACAAGUUACAUAUAAAAACCUCAAAUUUCAAGUAUGGGAUUUAGGGGGCCAGACAAGUAUAAGACCAUAUUGGAGAUGCUACUACAGCAAUACAGAUGCAAUCAUAUAUGUAGUUGAUUCAGCUGAUAAAGAAAGAAUAGGCAUAUCAAAAGAUGAAUUAGUUCCAAUGUUAAGGGAAGAAGAGCUAGCAGAUGCCAUCUUAGUAGUACUUGCGAAUAAACAAGACAUACCAGGCUGUAUGUCGCUGAAGGAAGUUCAUCAAGCCUUAGGCCUCGAAGCAUUAAAAAAUAGGACGUUCCAAAUAUUCAAAACAUCUGCUACAAAAGGCGAAGGUUUAGAUAUGGCCAUGGAGUGGUUGGCCAACGCUCUGAAGAACCGGAAAUAACACUUAGUAAUUCCAGUUUUCUAGUCUGUAAUACAACACCGCAUCCUUGUAUAAAUUAUUUUAUAAAGUUUUAAAAAUUAUUUAAUUAUCAGAGUUAUGUUCAAAAUCCGUACAGAAUAUGAUCAAAGGAAAAGGAGAAGCAGUAUAAAAGCUGAAACACAUAUUAGCUAAAAAUAACUAAACAAAUCGCCGUGUAGAGAGAGAUAGGUGGUUAUCCGUGACAAGACAUCUCGUAACGCGACAGUUCGUAACUACACAAAUGGUAACGGACAACUCGUAACGGCGACACUUCGUAACGUCAAAAUAGAAUUAUUCUGUUUAUUUUGGUUAACGUGAAAACUAACUUUUAUUACAGUUACAAUUGAAAUUGCGUUUAUCAAUUUAACGAACCAGCAUCAGGAUAAACAUUUGAAGACAUUUCAUAUUUCGUGGAGAAAUAUACAGUGAUAAGCGCGCUAAUAACCGGCCAAAUAACGUAAAAGACAGAAACCAUAUUAAAUUGUGAGAUAAAAAGAAAUGAAACGAGUAGAGGUGGUGAAUUUAGCGAUAGAAACCUAUAAAUUUACAUUAUAUUGAUUGUGUCCAACCUUUAGACGUAUCGGACAAGUUUGGCAAUUACCACUGGGACUCUGAUAGUUUUAGUUGCCAUAUUCCUCUGAUACGUCUAAAGGUGGGAAACAUUCAAUAUACUGUAAAUUUAUAGGUUUCUGUCGCUAAAUUUCCCACCUCUACUAGUUUCAUUUCGUUUUACCUCACAACAUAAUAUGUUUCCAUCUUUUGUGUUAUUUGGCAGUUAAUAGCACGCUCAUCAUUGUAUUUUAACAUUAUGUUUUAAAAUAAAUCUAAUCUAGUAAUGUAAAUUGUAUUAUUAUAGUAAAUAAAUUACAUUUGCGAGCAAAAAAAUCGGGUCACUCGAUGAAUUAUACAUGUUACAUGUCACGGAUUUCCUAAAACUGUUGUCCGAUUUGAGUGUUUUUGUUAGUAUAUUAUAGCCUUGCUAUUUAAGAAAAUCGAUGUAAUAAUAUUGUUAGUAGACAGGUAAAUGUCAUUUUAUACUGGUUUUAACAAUCAUACUUUGUUUUUUUCCUUAAAGUGCACCCCCGUCUUAGGCUUUCUUAACAUUUUGUUGUUUGAUUCAUUCGUUCGAUAAUAAAAGAGAUAGCGACUGUGUACCUGCAUAAUGUCCUAUAUUCUAUAUGAUUUUGGAUAACUUUUCAGGAGCGAGUAAAAACUAUUUUAGUUUGCGAUGCAAUCUUUGACCUUGCAUGCUUUGGUCUUUUGCCUUGUUGGCUUUGCAAUUUUCUACAUGACAUAGACUGUUCUUCAUGGCAGUUAGGACCGAAUGCUUGUUGCUCGGCAGUUAGGACUAAUGAAAGAGUUAAAAUUAGCGCCAAAUUAAAUGAUUUAUUAUUUGGUACUAUAUUGCAAUAAUGUAUUUUAGUGGUUAGGUUCCAAUGCUGUGAAAAACGAAAAAUGAGAAAAAUGUCAGAUAGGACAUUAUGCAUGUACACAGUCGAUAUGUACUUUUAUAUUACAAAUGAGGUAUGCUAUUUGGUCUUGAUAAAUAUCAUUCCACAUCUCGAGAGCUACUGUUUCUACCUCUUGCAAGGUUCUAGGAGGUGGUAAACGCUGUCGGAGUCUUCUGCCAAUUAUGUCCCACAGAUGUUCGGUUCGGUUAAGAUCUGGACUAUGCGAUGGCCAAUUCAAAAUCCUAAGAUUUACCUGUUGUAAAUAUUCGGUUACAGUUGGUGAACGUGAGGUCUUGUAUUAUCGUGUAUUAGCAAAAAAUUGAUACCAAUAUAAGGAGCCGAUAACAUGGUAGCUAAGUCCUUCGCUAUGUAAGAUCACUACUUGAACACACUCAUGGCGGGUCAAAUUCCUUGUAGCGCGUUCCGUUUCCACCAAACAACAAAUAAUAGCUAUUUGUAUAACAACGGAGGAAAGUGCUACUUUUCCUCCCGAGAAUGAAGGCAGUAAUCAUUCAACGGAGGAAAAGGCACUUUACUCCCAUGUUAUACAUAUGGUUUUUCCACCUUCCUCAAAUAAGUCAUUUUUUCAUUUUUACUUAAUUUAUUUAUGUAACUAACCAACAAAAUUUAUUAGAACUAAAACUAACAAGUAGGUACAAUAUAACUGUCAAAUAUAAGUCAAAUUAUUAAUGUAAACGUUGUUAAAUCAAAAUAACAAUUUACUGUUUUUUACCAUUCUGCAAAAUACAGGUUGUUUUAUAAAUAAACGUUAAAAUGAAUAGAUACAUGAAUAGAUAAAAUGUUAAUAAAGGUUACAAUCGAGUUUUAAUCUCAAUAUUUUAUACAGUAUGUCCCUGUAAGUUGUAUCCAUAUGGAAAACUUUUUUAUUAUUAAUUUUACGAAAAAAGUCAUUCUUCAUAAAAAGCUCUGCAUGGUCCAAAACCUAAGAUUCAACCAUCAGAUAUAAAAUUUUAUGAAUAUUAUACGAGGUAUGUCAAAAAGUUUGAAUUUCACUCAAGAGUAAAGUAGCUUUAUGUUUCACAAUAUUGAAAAUUGCUAUUAUGAAAAGUUAGUUUUAAUUAAAAACUAUAUUCUAAUAUGCAAUUACAUCCUUCUAAUUGAAAAUUUUUUUUUGAAAAAUUAUGGACAACUAACAUUAUUUUCAGUUAUUUCAAUUCUGAUAACUCUUUUAUUAUUAAUUUUACGAAAAAAAGUGAUUCUUAAUAAAAAGUUCUGCAUGGUCUGAAACCUAAAAUAAAACCAUCUAUCUCAAAUUUUAUCAAUUUUAUACAAGGUAUGUCAAAAAAUAUGAAUUUGGCUCAAGAGUAAAAUACCUUUAUUUUUCACAAUAUCGAAAAUUGUUAUUAUGAAAAGUUAUUAAGAAUUAAAAACCAUGUUUCAGUAUGUAAUUACAUCCUUCUUAUUGAAAUAUUUUGAACUAUAAAGGUACCUUAUUUUUGAUCUAAAUUUAUCUUUUUUGACACACCUCGUAUAAAAUUGACAUAAGAUGGUUGUAUUUUAGGUUUUAGAGUAUUUUAGGCCAUGCAGAACUUUUUAUUGCCAAUCACUUUUUUCGUAAAAUUAAUAAUAAAAGAGUUAUUAGAAUUAAAAUUACUGAAAAUAAUGUUAGUUAUCCAUAAUUUUUCAAAAAAAAAUUUCAAUUAGAAGGAUGUAAUUGCAUAUUAGAAUAUGGUUUUUAAUUCCAAACAACUUUUCAUAAUAGCAAUUUUCAAUAUUGUGAAAAAUAAAGCUACUUUACUCUUGAGUGAAAUUCAAACUUUUUGACAUAUCUCGUAUAAUAUUCAUAAAAUUUGAUAUCUGAUGGUUGAUUCUUAGGUUUUGGACCAUGCAGAGCUUUUUAUGAAGAAUAACUUUUUUUCGUAAAAUUAAUAAUAAAAAAGUUUUCCAUAUGGAUACAACUUACAGGGACAUACUGUAUAUGCUAGAAUUUUCCACAAGGUGUUCCGAACUUUAAGGAAAAGCACAGUAUGAUUGUUACAAUCGGUAUAACAAUAUUAUUACAUCGAUUUUCUUAAACAAUAAUGCUAUAACAUACCAAAAAAAUCACUCAAAUCGGACAUCAGGUUUAGGAAAUUCGAGACAUCCAACUUGAAUAAUUAUUCAUCGAGUGACCCGAUUUUUUGCUCGCAAGUGUACUAAUAAACUGUUUUUAUUUGUUUCAUAAUUGUUCAGACUUAGUUUUACUAUUAAAGUGAUAAUUCAAGAUAGGAAAUAAAAAAAAUCUUUAGUUGUCAUAUUAACAAGAAUAUAUGCAAAAAUAUGUGUAAAAUAUAUUUAAAGAAGUGGUCUUAAAAAAAGUACCAUGUACCAUUACUUUUUGUAUAGGAAUGUAUUCAAAAUGCGUUUUUGUAUAAAUUCAGUAAAACCAAAUUUGCUAAAAAAACUGGCGUCACAAAUUAUACCGUUACGAAUAUGUAUAGUUACGAACUUUCGCCGUUACGAAUUAUCCGUUACCAUUUGUGGAGUUACGAACUGUUGCGUUACGAGAUGUCAUGGAACCGUGGUUGUCAUAUUAAAAGUAUUUUUGGCGGUGUUGGUCGACAGUGGCUAUCAUAUUACACCUUAGCGGUAACCUACUAUUGUAGGAAAUUGAAAGAUACAUUCUUUAAUCAAAAUUUGUUGUAUAUAUUGUUUCUUAGCUGUUUAUAUUUCAUAUCUAUUUAUAUUUUUAACUUAGUGUGUAUAAUGUAUGUUAACGUAAUUAUUUUUACAUGUUUUCUUGUAUUAAAAACAACAAUAAUUGGAUUUGAUUCUGAUUCAAUUUUAUAGCUCUACUAGGUAAUUAUGCAGAAUUUCAGAUGUGUCUACUGGGCCUACGUGAGUUAACAACAUAAUUAUGGUACAGUUUGCAAACUUCUUAUAACUACCAACAAUAUAUAAUUUUAGAAGGCAAGUAAAUAGUAUUCGUAUUACAAUGAUUUUGUACCUGGCUUGUAUCUCAGAAUAUCGAAGGGUAGUCCGUAUGUUCUAUUUUUAAGUUUGUUGUGAGCGUUGUUCUGUGUACUUAUUAAACUGUUUUGUGGUCUAAAACGCAAUUGAUGUGAUGAUUCUAGCUCUGGUGAUAGUUUCAUAAUUGUUCAUUGGAUUUUGAGUCUUUCUAACACUUAACAAUGUUUGAGAUAAGACGAGACUUCGUUUUGGUUUUACCAGGUUAAUAAAUUACAAAUAAAUCAAAUAACAAUUUAAAUUACCGAAAAAAAAAACUAUGACACUGCUUAUUUAAAAUAUACAGGGUGUCCAGAAACUCUACCGACAAACGAAGACAGAAGAUUCUUCAGAUAAUUUUAAGACAAUUUAACCCAAUUCGCUUAGUCCGAAAAUGCUUCCUAAGGGAGCUAGAGCUCUUUGAAGAUGGCGUCUUGUAAUAAGUUUUUCUUAAAUACCUCCAGAACGCCUCUAUUUAGAAAAACAAAAAUUGGUACGCAUAUUUAUCUUCUAGAGAUAACUCUAUUACAUUGAUUGCGAAUUUCUAGUACCGAUCAUAGGCGUCCGUUUUGGGUAGGGCAACGGUUAUUUUAUCGCCCAACUUUUUUUCUUUACUUUUUAAGCAUUUUUGACUCUGAAUUAUUAAAUUGUAAGGUAUUCUAGUACUAAAAGUUACUCUUGCUUUAAGUCGGUAGGGUACACCGUUUUCUAGAAAAAUCGAUUUGAAAAUUUUUCGUUUUUUGAAUUUAAAAAAAAUUUUCAAAAAAAAAACUAUUUAGAAAGACGAAAACUGGUACAUUUAUUUAUAUUCCAGAGAUAAAUCGAUUUCAUUAAUUGCGAAUUUCUAGUACCGGUCAUAGGCGUCCGUUUUGGGUAGGUCAACAGUUAUUUUAUUGCAUACCUUUUUUGUCUUUAAUUUUUAAGCAUUUUUGGCACUAGAAUAUUCAAUUAUAAGGUAUUCGAGUACUAAAAGUUACGCUUGCUUCAAGUUGGUAAAAUACAUCGUUUCUUUUUGAAAAUUUUUUUCAAUUUUUUUUCAAAUUUCCAGAACGAAAAACUUUCAAAUCCAUUUUUCUAGAAAACGGUGCGUCCUACCGACUUAAAACAAGAGUACCUUUUAGUACUAGAAUACCUCACGAUUUAAUAAUCCAGUAUCAAAAAUGCUUAAAAGUUAAAGACAAAAAAGUUAUGCGAUAAAAUAACCGUUGCCCUACCCAAAACGGACGCCUAUGACCGGUACUAGAAAUUCGCAAUGGAUGAAAUCGAUUCAUUUCUGGAAAGUAAAUAUGCAUACCAAUUUUCGUUUUUCUAAAUAGAAGCGUUCUGGAGGUAUUUAAGAAAAACUAAUUACAUGACGCCAUCUUCAAAGAGCUCUAGCUCCCUUAGGAAGCAUUUUCGGACUAGGUGAAUUGGGUUAAAUUGUCUUUAAAUUUUCUGAGGAAUCUCCUGUCUUCGUUUGUCGGUAGAGUUUCUGGACACCCUGUAUACACAUGAUUUUUGAUUAAAAAUUAUACUUUUCCUUGGCUAGGGGGCUAGGGAUUAUUAUCCCAAUAAAAGAAAACGACUGAAGUUCAUUGGUUUAAAAUUAUCUAACUCGAGUACUAUAGCUUUUACAAAUCAGCCACAUUAACUGUUUGUAUCUGUCAAUAAAACAGUAAUAUUUAGUAUCCUUUCGUGAUAUUAUGUACGGAUUUUUUUUUCGUUUUUGAUUUAUGCUAAGAAAAAUAAUUAGUGGCGAGGAAUAUAAAGUCUUUCAUGCUUUACUUUUUAAUUCGAAAUUGUAAUCUAGAUAACAGGUACCUAUUGAUUCAUUUAAAUAAGAGAACCAGAAAAAUCUACAGCCAAACGUUUAACUUUUUGAAUGUUGUAUUCAAUGCUCAAUUUUUUAAAAAAAGGUUGCUAUAUAAUCAGGCAAAAUGCAAAGGUUGCAGUGUAUAGGCCUAUCCGCGCUGCAAUCUCGAACUUACCCAGAGGGGGAACGCCUGCGCAUUACAAAAUUGGACGUUCAAUAAGGUCGAAUUUUUCCCUCCGAAAACUUAAUGCGCAAGCGAUCUCCCUUUGGGUAAGUUUCAGGGUCUUUAACGUGUGCAGUCGAGCCUCUAUUGGAUCGGGGCAUUAAAAAUAGUGAUGUUGAUUAUAGUUACUUUCGAGUAUUCGUUACAAAUCGUUACUUUUGUAUAAAGUAAUCAUUUACAGUAUUCGUUACUUUGAUUACUAUGAUUACUUUUGUUACUUUUGUAUUUGAGUACCGGUAAUCAUAUCGAGAAUCGUAUUUCUCACUAGGUAGGUAUUUUGUAUAAAGUAAUCAUUUACUUACAAUAUUCGUUACUUUGAUUACUAUUAUUACUUUUGUUACUUUUGUAUUUGAGUACCGGUAAUCAUAUCGAGAAUCAUAUUAUUUCUCAGUAGGUAGCUAUUUUGUAUAGGUAUUCCGAUAUAACAACAACCUUCACUGAUCUGUUGUAAGGGAUCAAAAUUAUUUGAUUACAAUGAUUACUUUUGUUACUUUUGUAUUUGAGUACCGGUAAUCAUAUCGAGAAUCGUAUUUCUCAGUAGGUAGGUAUUUUGUAUAGGUAUUCCGGUAUAAUAACGACCUUCACGAAGUACGAAGUAAUCAGAGUAAUCAAAGUAGAUCAAAUAGUCGUUACUCGCUCUGUUACGAUUGGUACGAAGUACUCAGACUAAUCAAAGUAAAUAUAAUAGUCGUUACUCGUUCUGAUACGAUUGGUACGAAGUAACGAAAUAAUCAGAGUAAUCAAAGUAACGAUUUGACUCUCCGUAUAGUAAUCGUUACUUUCGGUAUUCGUAAGUAACGAGUACUUUGUAACGAAUAGUUACUUUUUCAACAUCACUAAUUAAAAAGGCUCUUAAAUCUCGUUACGCCUCUCACUCUCGCUUGCUGGGCUUCAUUCAGUCCUUUCUAAGCUUCAUUGUAGUUCUGCUUAGCUUGUUCUUGGUCCAUUCUUAUCCUACGAGAAACUCGGGAAUAACUGGCUCCUCCGGCAGAGCUCCGCAUACUGGGCGAAGGCUAAUGAAAACGGUGUUGCAUAACACACAGGUUGUUGAGACUCCUUAUCUUUAUUUUCAGUUUUAUAAAUUUUUUUUUAUAAAACUUUUAAAUUCGUUUAGUUUUCAGAUGGGUGGAUGGAAAUACAUGCUCAGAGUAUUACUCCUAUACUCUCAGGAUGUACUUACUUUACUAGAGCUCAUUUUUAAUUCUGUUAUCGUCAUAGUUCUUAUAUCAUUCUACAUUGCAUCGUACCAUUUUUUCCUAGACAUUUCUCUGUUUAUUUUUCUGAUGUGUCUUACUAGUUGUUGUCCGUCUAAUUCUACUUUUAUUUCUUAAUCUUUUCAUUUCAUUAUUCGUUUUGAUGAGUUGUUUUUGGAGUGGUACAUAUUACACGGAAUGACAGGCGAUAGGGUAGUCAAACUAGUAAGAGAAAAAUCGCCGUUGCGUAGAAGUCUCAGCCAACCACGGAAAAAAUGGAGAGACAAUAUAACAUGAAGGCACAAUCCAAGAAAACAAAAACAGGCAGAAUUGACUAAUAAGAAAAUAGAAUAAGAAAAUGUACCGGGUGUCCCAAUAAGAAUGGCUCUCGGCCAUAUCUCAGGAACCGUUUAUACUACAGCUUUGGGAAAAAAAUUUAUAACAAAAGUUGCCCCGAGAAAAUCCUGGAAAUUAUUUUCGUAAUUGUAAGUCCACCGUCAGAGGACGUAAUUGAAUAUCAAAAAUUAAAAAAUCGAAAUUUUACAAAAUUUGCCUAAUGAAUGGGCACUGGAAAUCCAAUCAUCGUAUUCUUCAUACAAUUCUGUGCAUAUUUUAUUUCACAAGUUUAAGUCUACCUGUGCAAAUAAGAGGUGGUGGUGAGUGGGAACCUUGUUAUGAAAAAAUCGCUGUAAGUCCGGUUCUGCUUAAUCGAUUUUUAUAAACUUGGUCUUGUUGAAAACAGCUCUUUUUCGUCAAUGUAAUAGUUAUAAUUUGGAAACAGCCUAUUACGUAAUAUGCUGGCUAGAAGGCGCUAUUUAUUGUUUUUUAGAAAUCUAGUUUUCUUUGGAAAAUAUUAAAUACAAGUAUGUAUGUUUUUCCCUGUAUUACAAAAUUAGACUAAAUUAGCAACAGAAUACCGAAUACCGCAUGUCGAUACCCUUUUUCUAUCUCGAGAUAUCUUAAGAAACGUGUAAAUUUUAAAAAUAACUGUUGCUGUCAUAUAAGUGGAAAUAUAUAGAAGCACGUAGUGUGCUAUGAAAAAAAACAAAGGAACAUUGUCCAGAUGUCACCGUAUAUAAUGAAUCAAAACAACAAUAAGACAAAUAACACUAUAAAAUAUAACAAAAAAAGAGUGUGUGUACUUUGUACGCGAGUAAGAAGUUAUACUUCUACUAUUAUGAUUUUAACGAAAUAAAUAUAUUUUAAACAGUUUAAUUUUAUUUUUGUUUAAAUAUUACACUAAUUUUUAUACUUAAAAUAAUACCAAAAAAAUAGCGUUAAUAUGUAAAUUUUUAUGAAUUGUUGCCUCCGCGCAUUUGAUUUUCUCUCUAUGAAUCGUAGAAAAUAUAAAAACGUCAGAUUUUCUACACAAUUUUUUAAUUUUUAUUUCAUUAUAUUUUAAUAUCAAUUAUCCUAUUCCCAACUAAGAUAAAUACAUAACUGUUAUUGUCACCGGUAAACUAAGUUAAGGAAGUCAAAGUGGAAACAAGUAGUGUGCUAUGGAAAAAAUAGAACUAUUAGAAGUAUUAACUUCAAAAAGUCAUCAUGUGUCAAAUUAUGUGUCAAAUCAGUAAAACAUAAAAAUUUGUUCAUUGAUGGUUUGUUGCGGUUUGUUUCUAUUAAAAUUUAUACAGAGUGAAAUUCAAGAUGAUUCUUACAAACUAAGAAGCAUUUGGCAUGAUAGCCACAUUCUUUGAAUGCAUAAGAAAUGCAACUGUUGCAGCUAGAAUAUAUGCAAUGAAAUAAUCCCAAAGACGUCACCUAGACCAGGGCGCAUCUGUAAAAAUAUUAGUACAUUUGGACGUUGAGAGGUGACUCAAAUUUUUUUUGCAGAAAUUGCUUAAAAAUAACUUAAAUAAUAAUAUUUGAGUUAUCCUCCCUCUCAAAAAGGUCCGGAACAUUGUUUAAAUAAUCAAAAUGUCAAAAAAUAAAGGGGAAAUUCGAUUUUUUUUUUCGUUUUUUGAUUAUAACUUUAAAAGUAUUCAUUUCCGAGAAAAGUUGUACUGACAUAAAAGUUGCGUAAUUAAAUUUUCUACAAUAUAGAAUUGGUUAAAAAUUUAAAAAGUAGUCAUCCUUGUUGCAAAAUAGCAAUAAUUGCGAAAAAACUAUACAAAAACAAAGUAUUGGCAUUUUACGUUUUUCAACCAUUUAUGCUACACUUAGGACCUUCAUAUUUUACCCAGAAAAACUAAAUAAUAUAGUUAAACAAUACGGUAAAUUUAAUUAAUAUCGGUGGAAUAGAUUUUGCAAAAUAAAUUUUGCAAUCUAGCUUUCGCAAAAAAUUUAAAUUUUUCAAAAUGUUGCAGGACUGAAAAUAAAGCAGAUAACAAGUUGAAUUUUUUUUUGCUUAUAGAAGAAUACCGUACCUUUCAUCUGCAAUUUUUAAAAUUAAAAUCCAUUAACUACCACGGCGUCAGGAAUUUUUUUAAAUAAACAUUAAUUAUUGGUGCUACGCGCAGGACAGCGGAUAGUUUGCUCUGAUUGGGCAUUCCAAUGACCUUUGAUAAUGAUUGAUACAUUUUAAUUUUUAUUACAUUUCUAUAUAAAUAAAUAAAUUUGUUUAUUGCAAAAUAAAAACUCAUACUCUAUCCUUUGAAAUAACACUUUUUUAAUAAAAAUUUUCUUUGUUCAUAUUAUGUUAACUUAGAGAAUAAAAGUUUAUUAUUUUUAAACAUAUACAAUUGUUUAAACAAUAUUUCACAAACAAUAAUAAAAUUAGUAUGAUUUUUGUGUAAUUAAAAUAUUAAAAUACAACAAAAUAGAGUAAGAAAAUAAUAUAUUAGAUAACGAUUGGAAGAAAUUUUGGUGGAAAUCAACUUGUGUGAAUCGAACAACGCUGUCCUGCGCGUAUCACCAAAAAUUAAUGUUUAUUUUAAAAAUUUCCUGACGCCGUGGUAAUUAAUCGAUUUUAAUUUUGCAAACUGCAAAUGAAAGGUACAGUACACUUCUAUAAGUAAAAAAAAUUCAACUUGCUAUCUGCUUUAUUUUCAGUCCUGCAACAUUUUAAAAAAAUGAAUUUAUAUUGCGAAAGCUGGAUUGCAAAAUUUAUUUUGCAAAAUAUAUUAAACCGAUCUUAACGAAAUUUACAGUGUUAUUUUAAUAUAUCAUAAAGUUUUUCUGGGUAAAAUAUGAAGGUCAUAAGUUUAGCAUAAAUGGUUGAAAAACGUAAAAUGCGAAUACUUGUUUUUGUAUGGUUUUUUUUCGCAAUUAUUGCUAUUUUGCAACAAGGGUGACUAGUUUUUAAAUCUUCAACUAGUCCUAUGUUGUAGGAAAUUUAAUUACGCAACUUUUAUGCCCACAAAACUUUUCUCAAAAAUGAAUAGUUUUAAAGUUAUAGUCAAAAAACCAAUAAAAAAAUCGAAUUUUUCCUUUAUAUUUUGACAUUUUGAUUAUUUAAACAAUGUUGCGGACCAUUUUGAGUGGGAGGAUAACUCAAAUAUUAUUAUUUGAGUUAUUUUCAAGCAAUUUCUGCAAAAAAAUUUGAGUCACCUUUCAACGUCCAUCUCAAAACAGAUGCGCCCUGGACUAACCCCAGUAGUAGAGUUUUUCAUAUUUUGUUUUGAUUUAUUAUAUACGGUGACAUCUGGAAAAUGUUUCUUUGUUUUUUUCCAAAGCACACUACUUGCUUCUAUAUAUUUCCACUUAUAUGACAGCAACAGUUAUGUUUAAAAUUUACACGUUUCUUAAGAUAUCUCGAGAUAGAAAAAAGGUAUAGACAUGAGGUUUUCGGUAUUCUGUUGCUAAUUUGGUCUAAUUUUGUAAUACAGGAAAAAAAUACAUACUUGUAUUUAAUAUUUUCCAAAGAAAACUAGAUUUCUAAAAAGAAAAUGAAUAGCGCCUCUUAACCAGCAUAUUACGUAAUAGGCUGUUUCCAAAUUAUAACUAUUACAUUGACGAAAAAGAGGUGUUUUCAACAAGACCAAGUUUGCAAAAAUCGAUUAAGCGGAACCGGACUUACAGCGAUUUUUUCAUAACAAGGUUCUCACUCACUCCCACCUCUUAUUUGCACAGGUAGACUUAAACUUGUGAAAUAAAAUAUGCGCAAAAUUUUAUGAAGAAUACGAUAAUCGGAUUUCCAGUGUCCUUUCAUUAGGCAAAUUUUGUAAAAUUUCGAUUUUUUAAUUUUUGAUAUUUAAUUACGCCCUCUAGAGGUGGACUUACAAUUAUGAAAAUAAUUUCCAGGCUUUUCUCUAGGCAAAUUUUGUUAUGAAAUUUUUUUUCCCAAAGCUGUACUAUAAACGGUUUCUGAGAUAUGGCCGAGCGCCAUUCUUAUUGGGACACCCGGUACAUAUUACGAAGAAGGUUUCUAGAGAGAACUAAUAGCACUAACACUUCAACGAUACACCACUGAAAAAAAGGCGAACUUCGUUUAAGCGGUCUCAGGAGUCCGGUAACCCAAUAUGAAAAUAGGUUAUUUCGCGCAGCUCAUCAUCGUAAAUUAUGUUGUAAGGUAGCAUAUAAGAUAUAUGCAUAAAAUCUUGCUUUCCAUCUGAGCGUCUAAACACCUACACAUUUGAAAACAGUUUUGUCAGGAAUAUACUGAUGGAGAUUAUUAGUAGCAAUCUUUUCUGGAUUAAAAAGAAUUGAUCGUCCAAGUUUAACAAUAUCUAAAAAGUAUUUGGCAGCUAUUAUUGAAACGAUACAUUUUUACUAUAAAAAGGCCGCUGAACACGACUACGCCAUCAGAACCGACACUCGGAGUACCUGGUAUCUAGGAUCACGUCAUCUUCUGGAGUCUCGAGGGAUUGCGGCACUGAAUUAAUGCAAACAGAUUACACGGGGGCUUUUUGGUUUUGCUGAACACGAAUACGCCAUCAGAACCGGCCCCGGAGCACCUGGUGCCCACGGUCACUGCUAAGACCUGUUACCUUCUGGAGUUUGGAGGGUUUUUGAGCACCGGGGGUCGGCUUUGAUGGCGUGUUCUUAUUCAGCGACCUCAAAAACACCCAGAGAGAUCUGAUUCUAUCAAAUUAGUGCCGAAAACCCUCGAAACUCCAGAUGACGUACCUUAGCAGUGAGCAGUGCCUUAGUUACCGAAAACAAUGGAUCAAGGAUCUCAAAAAUUAAAUAAAUUUGAAUUCUUGUGGAUAUUCACAAAAUUAUAUUUUUCUUAAUCUUAAGAAUACUGACGAAUAUCUUACAUAAUUCAUUAAACUGUCCGUAAAGGUAGCCAUAAGCUACCCGUUCCUUGUGUUCCCAUAAUUUAGCUUUCCAGUACUAACCAAAAUCAUUUAUUCCCGGAUACAUGGUUGAAAUAUAUGGUCUUUCUUGUUUGUAAGUUGGUAGCAAGUAUUAUUUCUUUAUCGUUUAGGUACUGAAAUCGAAGCGCUACUUCUAAAUGGUUUUUGUCCUAAAUUUAGUUUACCGUCCUUUAUUUUAAAUAUUUAUUGAGUUCUAACUGAACUCCAUUUAUUUCAUUCCUACUGUAUCGUCGACUUACUACACAAUAUUAUAGAGAAAGUGCUCGUUCCUCUUAAUACAUUUGUUCGCACUUUCCAAGGAAUUUUUGUGGUAUAAAGUUGAAAGGGGGCUCAAAUACAUUUAAUUGUUGAAUCUAAAUUUUAUUAGAGGUCAAAUCAAGUCCAUAAAUAAUUUUAGCUGCUUGGUUUCAUCAUAAGUUGUUGGUUAUAUUAGUGUUUUUUUCUGCGAAAUCGAGGAAGACAAAUUUUUGUAAUAUGCCUGUGUUCAACAUCACAUUUCUAUAAUCUAGUGAUGAUAAGAUCAGCAGAUAUUUGUGUGAAUAAUAAUUAUCAUUGCAUCAAAAUUAUUAGUCAUCAAAAAUAUUGUAAAAAGCCCAUAGGUACCUUUUGUUUAGAUCUUAUUCUUGCCUAAUUGGUGGACAGUAUUUUCUACUCUUACAGCCAUUCAUGUAUCAAAUGUUAAUGACCAGAUUUUGCAAACUAGAUGUAUUGCAAAAGAGAUUCAGAUUGCUUUUAUCUAUAAGCAUUCCAAAAGUUUCAUAUUUCAUAAAUUAUAUAUACAUAUAUUUUCACCUGUGUUUUAAGUUGUGCGUCAUAAGUUUAUUUUCGAAAUAAAUAUCUUUUGUACAUUUCAAUAAAACGUAAAUGUUCAUAA
Diabrotica virgifera virgifera (western corn rootworm) is the source of this 14390-nucleotide messenger RNA. RefSeq names its product ADP-ribosylation factor-like protein 1 (gene Arl1). The transcript has 4 exons. The record is from RefSeq and is a predicted model, not a curated record. Gene Ontology annotation, cellular component: cytoplasm; Golgi apparatus. Gene Ontology annotation, biological process: intracellular protein transport; vesicle-mediated transport. Lineage: Eukaryota; Metazoa; Arthropoda; Insecta; Coleoptera; Chrysomelidae. Gene Ontology annotation, molecular function: GTPase activity; GTP binding. The coding region runs from base 150 to 692 and encodes 180 amino acids.